Messenger RNA from Coccinella septempunctata (seven-spotted ladybird), 1980 nucleotides. Its product is annotated as CUE domain-containing protein 2. NCBI's taxonomy places the organism in Eukaryota, Metazoa, Arthropoda, Insecta, Coleoptera, Coccinellidae. The coding region runs from base 155 to 1015 and encodes 286 amino acids. Gene Ontology annotation, molecular function: ubiquitin binding. The transcript is spliced from 5 exons. The record is from RefSeq and is a predicted model, not a curated record.
GUUGGUUACAAGUCUGUCAAAAACUCGGUAUUGUUGAUUAUUGAUUGAAAAAUAUAAACAAGAUUAUUGAACAACUUUAGCUCGACCAACUUCCGCUCGAGCAUAUAAAUUUCCAUUUAUAUUUGGAUUUCCAAAUUCAGAGAGAUCAGGGAUUAUGUCCAAACAAAUGCUUGCUGGACAAGAAACCAGAAUUAAGGAUUCUUUGUUGGAUUUUGUAAAAACACAUAUUCCUAACGCCGAUCUGAAUCUCAUUGAUGAUAUUAUUCUCAGUUAUGCAGUUGCUAUUCUUGAAGAUAUCGGGGAUGAUCCAAAUUUUGAUGUUGAAGAAUUUUGUGAGAUGAUGUCAGCCUACUUCCCAGAAUUUGAGUCUAUCAAUCACUCGACAGUGUAUGAGUGGAUGUUUGAACUCGAAGCAAAACUGAGAAACAAUCAACCUGAAGAAAAAAAUACUCUUAUAGACAUAUCUUUUCCAGAGAUAGUAUUGAAACCAAAGACCAGGACUUCAAGUGUAUCGGAGGUCCCAGAAGUGCCAAAAAGAACUCACAAAUUGUCAGAAGUGAGCGACGGUAGUUCUGUGGAUAGUUCUUGUUGUGAUUUUGCGGACGAAGUUGAUGUUCUCCAGGAGAUGUUUCCAGAUGUCUGCUCCAUAGAAGUGAAGCACUGCUUAACAAUCGCAUGCGGGGACAUCGAAAGAGCCACCCAGAUCUUGAUCGAUAGACAAGAGAGCGGGCAAAGUCUCUCCCUAAACAAUUCCAUCACCUUGAGCGUGAGCAAGUCCACCAUCAACGAUGAAGAACUCAAGAACAGAAUUAUAGAACGUUACUCCUACAUCGAUAAAGAUGCCUUCACCAAGGAGCACCGUCCUGUGGCUCCCAAGGUCGAACCGAAGAAACUUGUACGUUACCGUGACAACAAGAUUGUGAGUCUCAAGGGAGAGAGAUUUACUGAAGUUAAGAAAGGUGAGGAUGUCGAUGAUGUAUCCUUAAAGAAAAACAAGAAAGGGCAAGUCCUGUAACGUACUGCUGCUCUGAAUGUGACUAUAUCACAUUGUCCGAGUUUUUCCAUUUCGAAAAGUCUAUUUAUUUGUCCGACUGAUUUUUUUAUGUCUUUUAUAUUUUUUAUAUUGCGCCUUAUCGUUACUUAUUUAACCGCAUUUUCAUUUUAUCGUAUUUUCUUGAACUUAUUGAACAAUAUUUUAUAUUUUUUCGUUUGGUUUGGUUUUCUUAACUAUUUAUUCGUUUGUUUUCUCGUUCAGUCUGAAAAAAGUUUCCUUAUUUCAAACUCGUUUUGUGUGUUGUUUCUUAUUGACAACAUAUCGUUAUUCAUCUUCGGCACCUUUUUGAUAUUUUUUCAUAUAAACUUUGUUCUUCGUCAAUUUCUCAAAUUGAUUGUUUAUUAUAUUUAUCGUUGUUCAGGGACCUAUAGAUUAAUCAAUGUAGUUGCCUGUUGCUAUGUAACAUUGUAUCCAAAGUGUUUCGCUGUAGUUAGAUUGAAGUUUUUUAUCUUAUUCUUAUGUCCUAGAGUGAAAUCUUCGUCUGAGAUAUCACUGAUAGAUAUUUGUGAAUUUUUCUGCACCUCUAACUAGCUAUAAGGAGCAAGUGUAUGGUCGGAUGAUAUCGAAUAAGUUUGAUGACAUUCAUUUCAGACGUUCUUUCAGUUCAGGAAUUUUUAUCUUGAACAAACUGAAAUUGCUCAACCACGUCAGGAAGCCUUACCUGAUACAACUUGAUCAUUCAAGAAUCGAUGAAGUGAUUUACUCAAUUUUCUAAAAAAACGCCUUUAAACACUUGAAAGUUUCCGAGUUCGUCAUUUUUGAAAUACUAUACAUAUUCAAACCAAGUAGAAAGUAAGUAGUUCGGUUGGGUUCUAAGUGAUGGUGCUUUCUUGAAACUUUUCUCAAAACUAAUACAAUAGUAAGCCAGGUGAUUCGCUACUUUGAUAGCGAAGCACGAGUAGUGGUUUAACAACUCAUGUUUGUGA